Messenger RNA from Phragmites australis (common reed), 1605 nucleotides. Its product is annotated as WD-40 repeat-containing protein MSI3-like. The transcript is spliced from 5 exons. Bases 253 to 1443 code for a protein of 396 amino acids. Gene Ontology annotation, cellular component: nucleus. Gene Ontology annotation, biological process: regulation of gene expression. The record is from RefSeq and is a predicted model, not a curated record. Gene Ontology annotation, molecular function: histone binding. NCBI's taxonomy places the organism in Eukaryota, Viridiplantae, Streptophyta, Magnoliopsida, Poales, Poaceae.
UCAUCUCGGCGGCGGCGCGGUGGACGCAGCAAGCGGACGCGAGGUCGAGAAGAAGCUUGCGCUCGACAAGGUCUAGGCGUGAGGCCUUCCUCUUACUGAGCCCAAUUGAGAUUUCAAUUGGGCUCAGAAGCCCAUCAAGUCCGCGUUAAAAAUCCCUCGUCUACCAUCUCGCCGCUUCGUUCCAAUCCUUUGGCGGGAAACCACCAUUGCGCCGCGCCGCCGCCUCCACUUCCCGCGCAAAGUAAAGCAGCCAUGGCCGGCGGCUCCUCCUCGCCAGCGAGCCCUCCACCGCCGGCUGCGUCUGCAGAGGAGAUGGAGGAGUACCAGAACUGGAAGAAGAACGCGGCGGUGCUCUACGACCUCGUCAUCUCCCACCCGCUCGAGUGGCCGUCGCUCACCGUCCAGUGGCUCCCCUCCGAAUCCCCAGGCCGCAGCCACCGACUCGUCGUGGGCACCCACACCUCCGAUGAGUCCCCCAACCACCUCAUGCUCUUGGAUGCGGUCCUCCCGCUCCCGCCCCGCCUCGCAGCGGCCGCCGCAGCCGCAGGCGGCGCCGUUCCGGCCCCGUCCGUGUCCGUCUCCCGCGUGGCGCCGCACCGGGGCGAGGUCAACCGCGCGCGGUGCAUGCCGCAGCGGCCUUAUAGGGUGGCCACCAAGACUUGCGUGGACGAGGUGCACGUGUACCAUCUCGGCGACGGCGACAGCGGCGAGAAGAGCGGCUCCGAUCUCGUUCUCAGGGGUCAUGAGGCGGAGGGGUAUGGAUUGGCGUGGAGCCCGAUGAAGGAGGGGUGGUUGCUGAGUGGCUCGUAUGAUAAGAAGGUUUGCCUAUGGGAUCUUGGCGCUGGGAGUGGAGCUCCUGUUCUGGAUGCGCAACAGGUGUUUGAGGCUCAUGAGGAUUUUGUUGAAGAUGUUGCUUGGCAUGUGAAAGAUGGAAAUAUAUUUGGAUCUGUUGGGGAUGACUGCAAGUUGAUGAUGUGGGACUUGCGUACGAAUAAACCAGAACAAUCUAUCGCUGCACACCAAAAGGAGGUCAACUCUUUGUCAUUCAAUCCAUUUAAUGAAUGGAUCUUGGCUACAGCAUCUGGUGAUGCUACUAUUAAACUAUUUGACUUGCGAAUAUUAUCAAGAAGCUUGCACACUUUCGACAGCCAUGAGGGGGAGGUGUUUCAGGUUGAGUGGAAUCCAAAUUUGGCUACUGUAUUAGCUUCAUCUGCCGCAGACAAAAGAGUGAUGAUAUGGGAUGUUAAUAGGAUUGGAGAUGAGCAGUCAGAGGAAGAUGCAAAUGACGGGCCACCGGAGCUGCUGUUCGUUCAUGGAGGCCACACAGCCAAGAUAUCAGAGCUGUCGUGGAAUCCUAGUGAGAAAUGGGUCCUUGCCAGCGUGGCUGAAGAUAACAUCCUGCAGAUCUGGGAAAUGGCAGAAAGCAUCUACGGUGAUGACUAAAAUCCGCACGAUAAUGACUUGUGUCCCACCGCAUAAGAGAUACCCACCUGUUCUGUGGUGUCUUUGGAGGGAUUUUAUGCAGUUAACUUGUAGGAUUCGAGAUACUUGUGUUUACCUCCAAAUUUUGAUAUCUAUAUAAGUAGCGACUCCUAACAAAUAUUA